CACGUAAGAGGCGACAGCGUUCAGAGCGCGCGCGCAUGUGACGCCUCGCGCUCCAUAAAUAGCCUUUUUCCGCUAGUCUUUGGAAAGUUGCUGAAGUGGCCGCGGCUGAGCGUCAGGAGCUGUCCAAGGUUCUGAGAUUUGCUCGCGCGAACAACGGGGAUCUGUCCUCGGUGCUGAAUUGACACGGCGCGAGAGAGGGAGCUCGACCGGUCCACCUGAAAACGUACGCUGUCUGUGCUGAAUCUCGCACGCGCUGCUCCAGCUUUGUACUCUUCGCGAACACAAUCCGCUUAGCGCGCUGCCGCGAUUAAACUGCUCUCUCUCUCUCUCACCCCUGGAUAGCUCCGGGUUUAUAGCGAAUACGCGACGCUUCAAGUCAUUUUUGCAAGCCGUUUUGCAUUUUCUGGAGGACAUUACACGACGAGAAUAAUAGGAUGCGCUUCAGUUCAACGGUCAUGCCCGUGAGAAGUGCAGACCGGUCCCACGCGCUCAUUCUCGCCCUCAUCAUUACUGCUUCUCUGACGAGCUCGCGAGGCCAAGAUGAUGGCAUUGGACCAACUGAUGGAGGUGAAUCAAAAUUAGAACAAGAGCUCAACCCCAUCACCAGCAAACCAGACUCCACAAGGGAGCUCCAUAAGUCUGCAACAGCGGUUCCACCAAACUUCAACCACCAACCCAACCUGAAAGGCCUUCUCCUCCAUGAGGCUCUACUCACUAAGAACUUUGAAGGAGACCAGCAGUUCUUCAGAGAUGGUGGUCAUAUGGAGUCACAUCCAACCUCCCCAAGACCCCAAGAACCUGGAGAUCCACUUGGAUUAUCUCAUGAAGAUGCACCUGCUUUCUCUGACAUUGCUACCACGAUCAUGACAACACCCAGUCCUACGAGUCCUGGGAAGCUGAUUUCCGUUGGCCAAAAUAGGUCGAGCAAGAGAAGGUUAGAAGGGAAGCUGCAGAUUUUGGGAGGUCAAAAGGUUAUGGCUACUAGUCCAAGAACUGGACAACAAAGAGCUUCACCAAUGGCUCAACAGCCGCCUAGGGUAGGUUCCACAAAAAAAGAAGCUGGGAAGAGGUUUAUGGGUAACCCCAUGAAAGUGGAUGGAGAUACAACCAUAACAAGCAUCAUCCACACCACAACUGUAAUCAACACUAUGAGAGAACAAGGUCAGUGCAGCACAAACUUGACAGAUGCCGAGGGCUACAUCGAGAUGCCGCCAAGCUCUGAUUCAUUUGACUCCACAAUGGACUGCACCUACUACGUGUCCGUCUAUCUCGGAUAUGGGGUUGAAAUUCAGGUGCUGAAUGUGACGUUGGAGGAAGGUGAGAAUGUGGUGCUGGAAGACCUCGGUGGCCUUGAGCCCUCCAUCCUGGCCAACAAAUCUGGGCUGAUGAGAGGGCUAGUGAUGAAAAGCUCCAGCAAUCUGAUCUCCAUCCACUUCACCAGUCAGAAGCAGCCAAGGCCAGGAUCCCUGCUGGUGCGCUACAGAGCCUUUGUUUUGAGCUGUGCUUUCCCACAAGCGCUGGCUAAUGGCGAGGUGACUGUGAGCAGCCUGCAUGUAGGAGGAGAGGCCUAUUUCUUCUGUCUAACCGGAUACCAGCUCCAUGGCGUGUCGUCUCUGACUUGCCGCAACGCCACCACGCCAUACUGGAGCGGCAAAGAGCCCAAAUGUGUAGCCUCUUGUGGAGGGAUGCUUAAAAAUGCCACUCUGGGCCGCAUCGUCUCUCCGGGGUUUCCCGGAAACUACAGCAACAACCUGACAUGUCACUGGGUUCUGGAGGCCCCCAGGGGCCACAGGCUGCACGUGCACUUUGAGAAAGUGGCUCUGGCUGAGGAUGAUGACAGGCUGCUGAUCAAGAACGGGAACAACAUUGACUCGCCUCCUGUGUACGACUCUUAUGAGGUAGAAUAUCUUCCCAACGAGGGGGUGGUGAGCUCAGGGAGGCAUCUGUUUAUCGAGUUCACCACGGACGAGACGGGCACUUGCACUGGCGCUGCCAUACGAUACGAAGCAUUUGCCCAGGGAACUUGCUACAAGCCAUUUGUGAAAUACGGCAACUUCUCAAGUAGUGACGCGUCAUUCAGCGUGGGCACGGUGGUGGAGUUCUCCUGUGAGCCGGGCUACACGCUGGAGCAAGGCUCUGUCACCAUUGAGUGUGUGGACCACGAGAACCCACAGUGGAAUGAGACGGAGCCGGCCUGCCGUGCUGUGUGCAGCGGGGAGAUCACCGAUUCAGCAGGAGUGGUGCUCUCACCAAACUGGCCUGAAGCCUAUGAUAAAGGGCAGGACUGUAUCUGGGGCAUUCAUGUGGAGGAGGACAAGCGAAUCUUGCUGGAUAUCCAAGUCCUUCAUCUUGGAAAGAAUGACAUACUGACGUUUUACGAUGGCGAUGACCUCACGGCCAACAUCCUGGGCCAAUACAGUGGCACACUCCCCAGAUACAAGCUCUACACCUCUACAGCGGACGUGACCAUCCAGUUCCAGUCCGAUCCGGCCACCAACAUCUAUGGCUACAACAACGGCUUCGUGGUGCAUUUCUUCGAGGUGGCCCGCAAUGACACGUGCUCAGAAUUACCGGAGAUCACGAACGGCUGGAAGAGCACGUCCCAUCCGGACCUGAUCCAUGGGACAGUGGUGACCUACCAGUGCUACCCAGGCUUCCAGGUGGUCGGAUCUGAGAUCCUCAUGUGCCAGUGGGAUCUAACGUGGAGCGGAGAUGUGCCCAGCUGUGAGAAAGUGAUGUUGUGUCAGGACCCAGGCUCUGUAGAUCACGGACGCAGGCUGAUGACGGGUUCCCGCUUCACCGUGGGCUCCACUGUGCAGUACAUGUGUAACAAAGGCUACAUUCUCUCAGGCCCGGGCCUUCUCACCUGCUACAGCCGCGACACGGCCGAGCCCAAGUGGAGCGAGAAGAUCCCCAAGUGUGUCCCUGAAAGGUACGAACCUUGUGCUAACCCCGGAGCUCCUUCCACUGCCAUCCAGAGCUCAGAGAAAGCCUUCUUCCAGGCAGGAGAGAUGCUGAGCUUCACCUGUCGGACGGGAUACGAGCUGCACGGUGAAGCCACCAUCCGCUGCCUCCCAGGACAUCCAUCUGAAUGGAGCGGAGCACCACCUGCAUGCCGGGCCUCUGCAAGAGAUGUUAAUGAGCGCAGAUUGGACGUUCUCAGCACUGAUUUUGCUACCGAGGGCACAGACACUGCCAUUGCAGUCAUGCUUCCUGCUGCAGUGGUGCUGUUGGUCAUCCUGGGCAUUUUCCUUUACUUCUCCAAAGUUCAGGGAAAGACCAUGCACCACUCCAGCUCCUCCUCACUUCCCUACGACAACAUGACGGAGGAAUCUGCGUUUGACAACCCCGUCUACGAGACUGGAGUAAGUAUGGACACCAUGAACCUGAGAGACGUGGACUCCCAGAACACUGUGGUCCUUUCCUGACCACUCGACUCCAUCUGUCCUGUCAUCGCAUCACCAGCAGACGGCAGCAUUUGCACCGUCCGCUACCAUUUUCAUCUCAGAUCACUGACUGACUUUCUGCCUCUAAAAAACAACACUGGUAUUAAGCGCUGCAGUCCCGUGUUAGUUAGAGAUACAGACUCAGGAGUGGCUUUCGAAGCUUGUCCAUCACCCAGUGGCAGAAAACACAGGAUGUAACAAGGGCGUGUAAGCAGCUUAACUUAACUCUGUACAUUAAGUUCCUUUAACUAACGUUAUUUACUGAACAAACCAUAACCUAUAGCUUUGUGAUAGAUAGAUCUGCAAUAUAUUGAUGUUAAUAGUUGUAGUAGUACAACUGUGAAUAAAUAUGAGUAAAUAAUCACAAUAACAUUUAUUAAUUGACAUUUAUUAAAUAUAUAAAAGGCUAAAAGCUGAACAUGUUGCUAAAUUUGGAUAAAUUCCUGAUAUCAGAACUUCUCACUGUUACUCGUUACUUUAUUUUACCCAUUACUGGUGUUUAUUAAUGGCUUAUUAAUCACCAUACGGUAGAUUUAUUUGGGUGAAAUGUGUAGAGUUCAUGUUCUGAGCUGGUUCUAUGGAACAUGCAAACCUGUAGGAAAGGCUCAGAGGACUGAUGGGUGUGUAAAGGAUUAUAGACAGUCAUUGUGUGUGGUGUAAUGAAGACAGCUGGACUCACAGAUGUAAGGGUUCAUCGUCAGACCUUGUAUUCAUUUGAAGCUCAGAGCUGAGAAGCAUGCAUGAUGUAGGAUGAUGAAAUCUUAAAAUUGUGACGUUAAUUGGAAUUGAUACUCGCUAUAUGUUUAACAGAAUUAUGUAGAAGCAUGAUAACAUUUCCAAUAAACAAUAACAAAUAAUAAAUGAGGUUUAAUAUGACUAAUAUGACUGCUCUGCAUAGUGCACAGUUUCUUCACAUUUGAACCACAUCCAUUUCAUUCCCUGCAUCCUGACUGCUGGAAUAAGUUUGUUUCAGUUACUUUUUUCAUUUCCAUUCAUUUCAUUCCCAUUGGUUUUGCAUAUAUGUGGGUUUCUGAUCAUUGGAAUGAUGUGAUCUGUCUAUUAAAACAGUGUGACGAUGCAGAGACCAGGUGUUGUGAUGCAACACCAUCACAACAUUGUGUUUUAUUCCUCUUACACCACAGCAAUUUACCAAAGAUUUUAUAUUCUAUUUAUUUCUGAGCAACAUACUGCAAAAUAGUCAUAACUUUGCUUCCAUUAUAGUGGGUGUAAACAGUCAGGGUCUUGUUGAAUUUAAUGUAAUGGGAAAAAAAAGCAAGAGAGGAAGCAGAAAGCCCUCCAUCCUGCAGAUAUUCCUGUCUUUUUACAGAAAUCAACACCAUAACAAUUUUUUAAUCAGCCUGUGUAAGUCGUUAUAAGACAAAAAAUGAUAAUGUAUUAGAACAUGUGCAUGAAUAUAAAUGUUAGAAUUCUUCUGAUGAAAUGAGAAUUCAACAGCUUUGGUGUAAAUGCAAAAAAAGUUUGUUCUUUAUACAUAUAGAUAGGGUUGUUUUUUUUACUUCUGGAAUAACGUACACAUGAGUCAGAAUCGAAACGCAUGCUGAGAAAGAAGGACCAUAAAAGGAUUUUAUAAGGGAACUGCUAAGGAGUUCUCAUGAUGUCUUUUACUCUUUACGUCUACAUGCUCCUCUCUUGGGCCAUACUGCGCAUCCUACUCCUGUGCCAUCCUUC
Molecule: messenger RNA, 5135 nt
Organism: Hemibagrus wyckioides
Lineage: Eukaryota; Metazoa; Chordata; Actinopteri; Siluriformes; Bagridae
Gene: sez6a
Product: seizure related 6 homolog a
Exons: 16
Coding region: 435-3428 (997 amino acids)
Biological process (GO): synapse maturation; regulation of dendrite development
Cellular component (GO): dendritic spine; endoplasmic reticulum; dendritic shaft
Source: RefSeq, a predicted model, not a curated record